Salarias fasciatus (jewelled blenny) is the source of this 1069-nucleotide messenger RNA. Its product is annotated as urokinase plasminogen activator surface receptor-like. The record is from RefSeq and is a predicted model, not a curated record. NCBI's taxonomy places the organism in Eukaryota, Metazoa, Chordata, Actinopteri, Blenniiformes, Blenniidae. The coding region runs from base 222 to 836 and encodes 204 amino acids. The transcript has 6 exons.
AGAAGCUUUCUGAAACUACUUCAUUAUUAUAUUUCUUUGUCUGACUGGUUGCUGUUCAAACGUUUCAUUUCCUCCUUCAACCCGCCCCGAAGGUCUCGCCCUCUGAAGUUCUGCAAAGUGUUUUUCCUGUUAAAAGAGGAGAGAUGGGGUGAUAUAAAGACAGCCCAUUGUGGGGCAUCAUUUAAAACCUCAGCAGCUCAGUGACAUCCCACCUUCACAGAAUGUAUCUGUUUUCACUUAUUCUUUGGGUUGUGCUUCUUCCUGAAGCCUCUGCCCUGAAAUGUCGCAAAUGUUCAGCGGAUGGCUCCUGUGGAACACAAGAAUGUAUUGCAGGUUUACAGCAGUGUACUGCUGUGCGGUUUACUGCCUCCACAGGUGACAAUAAACUUGCUGACAUGAGCGUGAGCGGCUGUGGUUCACCCAAACAGUGUUUGCAGGGUUCAGUUAACUAUGGACUUUACAGAACUGCUUUGACCACCAAAUGCUGCUCCACCGACCUCUGCAAUGAUCAACCUGAACCUGAACCCAGCCGCUCGGAUCCAAAUGGCAAAAAAUGUUUCACUUGUGAUGGACAACAGUGCAAUGGGACAAUGAACUGCUUGGGGGACGAGGACCACUGCAUCUCAGCAACAGCAAAGUUAGAAGGGAAGGAGAUAACCGUGAAGGGCUGUGCCUCCCAGGACAUGUGCUCUGACAUAAAUUUCCCAGGAUUGGCAGAUGCAAUUGGACGAGACAUGAAAUGUUGUCAAGGUGACUUCUGCAACAGUGCCAGUAGCACAAGUGCUGCCCUGCUGCUGUUGGUGGUACCGCUGAUCUCUUUGGUUUUGUUUUCUUAGGAAAUGAAACCAGUUUUGUUCUUGUCACUUCUGGAUAUAAUCUUUUGUUUAAUCUCUAAAAUGAUGCUUAAGAAGGCAGAAGUUGAAGUGAGUGGAGGGAGAAUGUAAUUUCUUGUCAUAAUUAUAUUAUUGAUUUCAAUUUUAAGAAUUUUAUUUCAUUUGAUUUGAUUUUACUGCAAGACACAUUUCAUUUGCUAUGCUUAUUUUGCAUGUUAGGGGAGAUCUGGGAGAUU